AUGGAGGAGGCGAUGGACAAGGGGGGCGACAUGGCCUCGGUGAGCGACUUCGACCCCAUCGCGGGCAGCAUCCCGGCCACCAAGGUGGAGCUCACCGUCUCCUGCAGGCACCUCUUGGACAAGGACACCUUCUCCAAGUCUGACCCAAUGUGUGUGCUGUAUACCCAGGGGAUAGAGACCAAGCAGUGGAGAGAGUUUGGCAGGACCGAGGUCAUCGACAACACCCUGAACCCUGACUUUGUGCGCAAGUUCAUCCUCGACUACUUCUUUGAAGAGAAACAAAGCCUGCGCUUCGAUCUGUACGACGUGGAUUCCAAAAGCCCUGACCUCUCGAAGCAUGAUUUCCUGGGCCAGGCGUUCUGCACAUUGGGGGAGAUCGUCGGCUCGGCAGGAAGCCGCCUGGAGAAGCCGCUGACGAUGGGAGCGUUCACGUUACAUUCCAGAACAGGGAAGCCCACACCGUCCGUCUCCAACGGUGGGAUUCCAGGGAAAAAGUGUGGCACCAUCAUCCUGUCGGCCGAGGAACUGGGCAACUGCCGGGACGUGGCCACAAUGCAGUUCUGUGCCAACAAGCUGGACAAGAAAGAUUUCUUCGGGAAGUCCGACCCCUUCAUGGUGUUCUACCGAAGCAACGAGGAUGGAACCUUCACCAUCUGCCACAAAACGGAAGUGGUUAAGAACACACUCAACCCUGUGUGGCAGGCAUUCUCCAUCCCUGUGCGAGCCCUCUGCAAUGGAGACUACGACAGGACCAUCAAGGUGGAAGUGUACGACUGGGACCGGGACGGCAGCCACGACUUCAUUGGGGAGUUCACAACCAGCUACCGGGAGCUGGCCCGCGGGCAAAGCCAGUUCAACGUCUACGAGGUGGUGAAUCCCAAAAAGAAAAUGAAAAAAAAGAAAUACAUUAACUCGGGAACAGUGACGCUGCUCUCAUUCACCGUGGAGUCAGAGUACACCUUCCUGGAUUACAUCAAAGGAGGGACACAGAUCAAUUUCACAGUGGCCAUUGACUUCACAGCUUCCAAUGGCAACCCCUCGCAAUCCACCUCCCUGCACUACAUGAACCCGUACCAGCUCAACGCCUACGCCAUGGCACUGAAGGCGGUGGGCGAGAUCAUCCAGGACUACGACAGCGACAAGAUGUUCCCCGCACUCGGGUUCGGAGCCAAAAUCCCUCCUGAUGGGCACGUGUCCCACGAGUUCCCCCUGAACGGCAACGCCGACAAUCCGUACUGCAGCGGGAUCGAGGGCAUCCUAGAAGCCUAUCACAAGAGCCUCAAGACUGUCCAGCUGUACGGCCCAACUAACUUCGCCCCAGUGGUCAACCAUGUGGCUAGAUACGCCACCACUGAACAGGACGGCUCCCAGUAUUUCGUACUCCUGAUCAUCACAGACGGGGUGAUAUCGGACAUGGCCCAGACGAAGGAAGCCAUCGUCAAUGCUGCCAAGCUGCCAAUGUCCAUCAUCAUCGUGGGAGUUGGGCAGGCCGAAUUUGACGCCAUGGUGGAGCUGGAUGGUGAUGACAUCAGAAUCUCGUCCCGAGGGAAGAUCGCUGAGCGAGACAUUGUCCAGUUUGUUCCAUUCCGGGAUUACAUCGACCGCACCGGGAACCACGUCCUGAGCAUGGCCCGCUUGGCCAAAGAUGUCCUGGCUGAGAUCCCAGACCAGUUCAUUUCCUACAUGAAGGGACGUGGCAUCAAGCCAAACCCAGCGCCCCCUGCAUACACCCCAACCAGCCCCACCCUUCAGACGCAGAUCUGA
Molecule: messenger RNA, 1764 nt
Organism: Emys orbicularis (European pond turtle)
Lineage: Eukaryota; Metazoa; Chordata; Testudines; Emydidae
Product: copine-5
Exons: 21
Coding region: 1-1764 (587 amino acids)
Biological process (GO): cellular response to calcium ion
Cellular component (GO): plasma membrane
Molecular function (GO): calcium-dependent phospholipid binding
Source: RefSeq, a predicted model, not a curated record